Molecule: messenger RNA, 6133 nt
Organism: Schistosoma curassoni
Lineage: Eukaryota; Metazoa; Platyhelminthes; Trematoda; Strigeidida; Schistosomatidae
Source: the annotation of a GenBank genome assembly
CUGGUCUUCACUUCUUGUCCUAUAGCAACUUUAUACCUGAGUUAUAUGUUAGUGUGUUUUAGUACAAGAUUUAUGGGAUUCUAUAUUUUGUUCUGGCUUGACAAAUGACUAGCUUAUUUCAUCAUUGAUUCAAACAACUUUUCCUUCAAUUCAUUAUCGAGCAUUUUCAAAACAGUUAAUGUAUCGUAAUAAAACUGAGAACGGUGGUUGAUUUAAAUAACUAUUUGUGGAUUAAAAAUUUACUGAGACUCAAAAGUGACAUGUUAAUGAAGUUUUCAUGUCUGUCAAAAUAAAUAGGAUUAUUCAUUUCUGCUAGUAAAUUGUGGUAAACAAUGCAAUUCACUCAACGGCUGAUUGAAGAUAUGAUGAUUUAAAAACUAUUGGUUUAUCCAAUCUUACCAUAUUUUGAUAUGUAGGAUUUGUUCUGAAACUUGACAACUUAUCAGUAGCUUCAAGACAACUCAGUAGUUUCGACUGACUAACCUUUUUCUUUUGUUAAAUGAAGCUAAAAUAACUGGGGAUUUUCAAAUAAUUUGUGCCCAAAACUCCAUAAGAUACCAUAUGAAAUAAUUAUGCCUCAGGAUUUUGAAGAUAAACCAUCAGUGGGAGAAUGUCGUGUGAUUUUACCAGACAAAUCAAUUUCUCUGAAUUGUAAAAAUCAGAGUGCAAUAAAUAACACAUGUGAUAUGCUACCUGAAGAUAAUGACAAAUUAAGUCAACAGUUGCGAAAUGAAGAAAUUGAGAUUUUUAGCCCUGAAACACAUCCUGAAUAUUUUGUACCAGUUGCUCCCGAUGGUGGUUGGUCAUGGAUUGUCUUACUGGCCACAUUCCUUAAUUUCUUUCUGAUUGAUGGGAUCUUCUUUUCUGUUGGUCUUUUAAUGGUUGAAUGGGCUGAUCAUUUCGAAGCUUCAAAAACCAAGGUCUCAUUAGUUAGUUCAUUGAUGUUGGGGUGUUAUCAAAUGAUUGGUCCUUUUGCUGCAGCACUAACAAACAAAUUUGGUUGUCGAACAGUCGCUCUUUUUGGAUGCGCUCUGGCAUCUGUAUCGAUUUUCAUUAGCUCUUUAAUGCCUACCGUAGAUGCUUUAAUCAUUACUUUUGGAAUAUUAGUUGGUUAGUCUUAUUACUGAAAAGUCUAUUAUUGCUUGAUUAUUUUUGGUGAGAAAGAUCUUGUAAUCAUGAAUAAUAAUUUAACUUAUUCAAUAAAUACAGGUUGAUCUAUCCAGCUUUGAUGGUGCUAAACAACUGUUCACUUGAUGAGGUCUAAUGAUACCGGUUUGUCACCUAAACCAGAGGUGAGAUGCCUGGAUUUGUUUUCGCCGCUGAAUGACAGCCUCAUCAAGAUUGUUUGCGAUUUCAUAAUACUGUACAUUUGUUGUAUAAAUGUUUCAGUCUGUGCACAAAGUGUAAGAAAAUUUAUGAAUUUUGUUUUUGAAUAACACAAGUAAGACGAAUUACUCAUUAUAGUAAGAAAUAAUUUCGAUCAUUUGUGAAAAUACUUUUAGUGCAUGUAUACUUUAUGCUAUGAAUGAACGAAUUUGAAGUCAAUAGAAACUAUUAAUCAUAUCGCGUCGAUGAACUUACUGAACUCUCUAAAUAUAUGCUAAUGCUGAACAAGCCAGAAGCGGGUUUAAAGAAUAACAGUUAUCUUCAGACCAAGAGAUAACAUCAAUUUUAGGUGUUAUUGAAUGCUGAACUAAACAAGUUUGAAUGGUUUUUGACUUUAUGGUUGCUAUUACCGAGAUAAUCAUAAUUUUUAGUUGAAGACCUUAUAUAACUUGGCUGGAAAUCGGUCUGAUUGCUUCAAGUUUAUUUGUUUUGAUUCCUUAAACCAUAAGUUCAGAUGUUAUGCUUUACUUUUCAAUCUUUGAUUAUGUUUGCUAUCCUAGAACUAUUUUCUAUGUUUUGUUUUCACUAAGGUAUAUAUUUAUUUUCUCUACUUUUCAUCUCGUUGGUUUUCCUUCUCAAUAUUGAUAAUGGUUUGCCAAAUUGGGGUUGAUCCACUUUUUUGAUAAAUGUCACAUUGUAUACAGCUGACCGAUUGUGAGAUCAUCUGAUAACUUUAUACAUAAACUUUGUAUCCUACACAUUGGUGUGAAUAUUAUAAAACGUAACUGUUUCUGCUAGUGGCUGGUGAACAUCGAAAAACGUUAAGAACAUAUUCCCGAAGAUCGAUUAUUUGUAGUCUGUAGAUUUAUCUGACAGGCUUGUAGCGUCCAUUCUGGUUUACCUAAGAAUCUGCAAUUAAUUGAAAAUUUUACGUAAAAUAUCAACUUAGAAUGAUGAUUGAACAAUACAACUAGACUGUAUUUUGUUAUGUCCAGACAAGAAUAAUGAAUGGUAACUUCUAGGAUCCAUUUACGGACCAAUACUAAACGUAUAUUCCUAUUGUAUAAUUAUUAAGUAACUAAACUAUGCAUAUUCAUAUUCCUGUUAUUAUAAGCUUUAUUUUGACCCGUAAACUAUUAUUAUACGUUUUACCAUUCUUGAGUUAUACCCAGUAUAUUAAUUACUACCUCCCUCAUUCACAGCCACGUCUGGCUAAUUAUUAUACAAAUGUUGUUUCAUACUUUAUUCGUACGUUGUGGUCUGUUUGAUUGGUAUAUAAACUCAGUAUGUUUGAAAUAUAAUGAUUCAUAUCGCAGAGGCUAGGAUUGGCUUUCUGGACUUAACUGGCUGGGCUAGACAGGAAGCGAGACCAAUCAGAACUCUAGGCUGCUCAUGCGGGUUUACGCGUCAUUGUUCCGAUCGAUAAUUCACUGCUCCCUAAUUGGCGGUCACAAGAUAUAACAUAUUCCACAUUACCUGAGAAUUAUAAGGCCAUUACUUAGUAAAAUGUGUGUACCAAAGUAGACUAGUUUUUGAACUGUAUAAUAUUAGAACAAAUUUAUAUAUUCCUCUACUAAGAGAUUUAUCCUAGCUAUGCUAUCAUAGCGACUAAAAUUGAAAAAAACCCGGUUAUAAUAUGACAGAGUGUAUUGAGAUAUUUACGAACAGAUUUCACUGAAUGAUAAAUACGAUUAUUCUCCCCGGUAUCUUAUGUUCAUGAAUGAAUAUCUUCACUUAGUAUUGUCCUUGUUAAAUGAUUUAAACUAGAUACACUACACAGAAUUUUAAAUUAUUUUGUCUAUUUAUCUACGUACUUAACCUAGAGCAAAUAGAAACUUUUCUAAUGUUGGAUACCAGUAGGUUUAAUUGUUCGUUUCAGUCAUCUUAUAUUUAUUUUCUUUGGUAAAUGUCGGAAGACUUAUAAAAUGUAUAAUUAGAAGAAACCAAACACGUAUCGGUUUGAUCAACUAACUCAUUACUUUUUAAAAAAAUUCUUUUCCUAUAGUGAAAGAUCACUUUCUUAAAAUGAUGUUCUAAUUUUUUUCUUCAAUAAAGGCUCUUCAUUUGGAUUAAUUUAUUUACCAGCACUAAUUGCGGUUAGUUUCUAUUUCAACAGAAAACGUGAAUUGGCUAGUGGUAUAGCUGUGGCUGGAACACCUUUUGGGGCUGUGAUAUUUGGACCUCUAGCAGGUUACUUAAUUCAGUUAUAUGGAUGGUCAUGUACAUUAGUAUUCUUCUCUGCAUUUAUACUUCAUGGUAUUAUUUUAUCAUGUCUUUAUCGUCCAUUGAAACCGAUGCAUAAAUUCGAAAUGUUAGAUUUAUCUAAAGAGACUAAUGAAUCUAUUGUUAAUUUAGUUGAUGUAAUUCAAAGUAAUUUAAUGAUAGCAUCGAAUACAUUUAUUAAAUCAAAUCAAUUUAUCAAUUCAUCAAAUCGUAUUGGUCAAACUUUAUAUAAAUUAGAUGAAGGAAAUGAAGAAAAUGAACAAUUACUACAGCAACAACAACGAAAAAACAGUUUGAAUAUUGAAGUUGGUGAAAAUUUAAAAAAGAAACACUCUAUGCAUGAGAAGAAAUUACAUAAAUUGAAUCUAUGUGAAGAGGAUGUACAGAAGUGUAGAGAUGAAAAGAAAGAAGCGAUGAGCGAAAAUCCUAAAUUAUCAGAAUUGACAACUGUUCAUGGUCAAACAGUAUCAAAACAAGUCGAUAAAAGUUUGGUUGACCCAAGUAGGUUAAUUAACCCGUCAUCAUCAUCAGCUGAUCAACCUUCUUCCCUGGUACCCAAUACUAUUAAAUUACCCUCAGUUUCUAAUGAUCGUAUUAUUUCCAUACGGGAAAAUCAAUUAUCACCAGAAUCUGUCGAUGAGAAACGGAUGAAUACAUCGGAUCACAAGCAAAAUCUCACAACUGAUCAAUCAGUAAUACGCAGUGGUAGAUCACAAGGAACUGAUUCAACUUCGUAUGUUUUUUCUACACCAUGUUUAAGCGUUAAUAAUCCAACUUAUGAUGGACAGACUAGUAAUAAAGCCAAUAAGUUUCUCCUUGAUGUUUAUAAUAGAAGAAUUAUAAAUCCUUUAAGAAAUAAAAAAUUACUACAUCCUGCUACUGCUACUACUGUAUCAAGACGACGUCAUCUUUCGCAUAAUUUAACUCCAAGUAUUCCCACUAUUGUAGAAGAUCAAGAAUUAACUAAAUCUAGUGGUAAUAAUCAACUUCAUGUUAAUUUAGCUGGUCAAGAUUUUAGUUCUGCCAUAACUGUUGCAAAUUUGGGACGGGAUAAACGUCGAAUAUCUGUGGAUCCAAAUUUAAUCAAUUCAGGUCUUAUUCAUAGUUCUAUUGCAAGUGUAUUAACUACUUAUCAUCCACAAAAAUUAGAAUUUCGCAAAAUGGAUUCUAAACCUGUUCUAGUUGCACUACCUCAUGAAUCUAUCACUAUUGAAGAUUAUUCAAGACCUCUUUAUCGAAGUGAUAUAUUUUUCGGAGGUAAUCCAAUGCCACAAAUACCAAAGGAAUAUUAUUCAACAAUUACUAAAAUGAAAUCAACUGGAGAUGUAGAUAGAAAAAUGCAAAACAAAUUAAAUGAUAUAUAUCGUAUGACUAAUUCAUGUUUAACAGUUCCAUUAAAUGAUACUAUCGAUCAUAGUCAUGUUGAUGGUUCUUAUGGUACACUUAGUGACGGUGAUGAACAUGAGUCAGGAUUUUGUAAGUCACAAUCUAAUUGGAUAGAAUCAAUGAUUGUCUCAUUAACUAGUAUACCAUUACCAAAUGAUGACAAUAGAGGUCUUCUAUUACCAUCAGCUAAACAGAGUUUAAAUGAAAAACUACAUAAGAGUUUUCCUGAUUAUGAUAGUAGAAUUCAUGAUGAAACCGGUGGUAGUGGUGGUGGUGGUGGUAAUAUUCGUCAUGGAGCCUAUGCUGAUGAUGUUGAUCAUGGUGAAGAUGAUAAUGCUGAUCAUGUUAGUGUGGUGGAUGAUAUUUGUUUAUGUGGUUUUUGUCUAACUGGUAUUCGACGCCUCCGUGAUUGUCGUUUAUGCUCUUCAUUAUUUUAUUCACAAAAAUUACCGGAUUGUUGCCCGUGUUUUCUUGUUAAACAAAAACAAAUCUAUAAACGUGUAAAUAAAGCAUUUCCUAAUCAACAUGAAGCUGAUAUUAUGGAUGAGUUAAACAUAAAUGAUUUUAAUGAUUUAACCGAAGUUACAAGAUACACUCGUUUUAUUCAAUGCUGUAAUUGUGUUUCUUUAAAACCUAUACUGGAUGUAUUAGGUACUAUGUUAGACUUAUCAUUAUUAUUCAAACCAAAAUAUUUAAUAUUGUGGAUUUCUAAUUUAAUUGGUUUAUUGGGUAUGUAUGUUCCAUUGAUUUAUGUUAGUGAUUUUGCUUCAGUUUAUGGCAUAUCUACUAAACUGUCAUCUUAUUUUUUAUCAAUUAUGGGUGUUUCAAGUAUUAUUGGACGAUUACUUGUUGCGUGGUUAAGCAGUUUAUCAUUUGUUUCUCCAUUAAUUAUGCAAUCUAUUACACAAUUUUUACUUGGACUACUUGUAUGUUUAAUGCCUGUUUUUACAACGUUUAUCAGCAUGGCUACUUCAUUUGGAUUCUACGGUUUUUUGACUGGUGUUUUUUCCACUCUUAGCACAAUUAUAUUAUAUGAUUUAGUUGGAAUGGAUGAACUUACUACAGCUGUUGGUUUAAUAACAUUAAGUCGUGGUAUAUCCAGUGCAUUGGGUGCUCCAUUAGCUGAUCAUUAAACAAACACUUGAUUUCAUUUAUUGUGUAUUUAACAAUAAAACAAAGACACAAUAUAAUUGUUUUU